Molecule: messenger RNA, 381 nt
Organism: Aureobasidium musti
Lineage: Eukaryota; Fungi; Ascomycota; Dothideomycetes; Dothideales; Saccotheciaceae
Source: the annotation of a GenBank genome assembly
AUGCCCAAGGAAGUCAAGCAGAAGAGCGGCCUCGCUCGCGGCAUCAACGCCGGCCACAAGGUCACNCCCCGCCAGCCCGCUGCCCGCGUUUCGCGCACCAAGGGUCAUCUCAGCAAGCGCACCGCUUUCGUCCGUGACGUUGUCAAGGAGGUUGCCGGUCUCGCCCCCUACGAGCGCCGCGUUGUUGAACUUCUCCGCAACUCCAAGGACAAGCGUGCCCGCAAGCUCGCAAAGAGAAGAGUACGCCAUGACCAACACCGUCCCGACCUGGAAAGUCCCUCGCUAACACAAGACACANNGCUCGGUACCUUCGGUCGCGCCAAGAGAAAGGUCGACGAGAUGACCAACUACAUCGCCGAGUCCCGUCGCGCUGGUCACUAA